AUGCCAAACGAAUAUGGCGCUGAUCGAUGUCUUCUGGACGACAGCUUGUUGGCGCCUCGUUCAUCAGCUACAACGAGGCCGAGAGGAGGUUCAUCUCCAUCUCCAUCAAGCAGUUCCAUUGAAAAACUGAACAAUGCCGUAAAGGGAGCUCCACAAACUGCUGUGAUCAGUAUAAAUGGAAUGACUUGUCAUGCUUGUGUGAACAACAUUCAAGACACAAUGCGAACUCGGCCAGGCAUUCACUCAUGCAAGGUUUCACUUGAUGACGCCGAAGGUGUUGUCGUCUUUGAUCCUAUACUUUGGACUGGAAUGAGUGUGGCUGAGAGUAUCGACGAUAUGGGUUUCGAAGCGAAACUAAAGUACACUCGGGAAGGGGACGAAAUCUCCGUAGCGGCCAAUUCCGCUACCAGAAAAGCCAUUAUAUCCAUCAAGGGAAUGAAUGGUGUGUCAUGCUUGCGUGAACAACAUCCAGGACACAACUUCGAAGCGGGAUGGAGUUCUUUCUGUGGCACUUUUAUAUUCGAUCCAUCCAUUGUGACAGCGGAUGAGCUUGUGGAGGCUGUAGAUGACAUGGGGUUUGAGACCCAACUGAUCAGUUGU
Messenger RNA from Ostertagia ostertagi, 600 nucleotides. The record is from the annotation of a GenBank genome assembly. Lineage: Eukaryota; Metazoa; Nematoda; Chromadorea; Rhabditida; Trichostrongylidae.